CCCGGAGAGCUCGGUGACGGCGGCUGCGCGCGCCCGCUGCCCAGCCCGGUCCCCGCCCCCCAGGCCCGCCGGGCUCCCGGGGCACCGCAGCCAUGUGCUCGUUAGCGUCAGGCGCCACCGGCGGCCGGGGCGCUGUGGAGGAUGAGGAGGACCUGCCAGAACUGUCGGACAGCGGUGACGAGGCCGCCUGGGAGGAUGAGGACGAUACUGAUCUCCCCCACGACAAGCAGCAGACCCCCUGCCUGUUCUGUGACAGGUUAUUCACAUCUGCUGAGGAAACGUUUUCACACUGUAAAUCUGAACAUCAAUUUAAUAUUGAUAGCAUGGUUCAUAAACAUGGACUUGAGUUUUAUGGAUACAUUAAGCUAAUAAAUUUUAUUAGACUUAAGAAUCCUACAGUUGAGUAUAUGAAUUCCAUUUACAACCCAGUGCCUUGGGAGAAAGAAGAGUAUUUGAAACCAGUAUUAGAAGAUGACCUUUUACUUCAAUUUGAUGUAGAAGAUCUUUAUGAACCGAUGUCAGUACCAUUCUCAUACCCCAAUGGACUCAGUGAAAAUACAUCUGUUGUUGAAAAAUUGAAACAUAUGGAAGCCAGGGCAUUGUCUGCUGAAGCUGCAUUAGCUAGAGCACGUGAGGAUCUGCAAAGAAUGAGACAAUUUGCUCAAGAUUUUGUGAUGAACACAGAUGUCAGAACCUACUCGUCAUCUAGUGCCAUUGCAGACCUCCAGGAGGAUGAGGAUGGUGUUUAUUUCAGCUCCUACGGGCAUUAUGGGAUACACGAAGAAAUGCUAAAGGACAAAGUACGAACAGAAAGCUACCGAGAUUUUAUAUACCAAAACCCGCAUAUCUUUAAAGAUAAGGUAGUUUUGGAUGUUGGAUGUGGAACUGGAAUUCUCUCUAUGUUUGCUGCUAAAGCUGGAGCAAAGAAGGUUCUUGGAGUUGAUCAAUCCGAAAUACUUUACCAGGCAAUGGAUAUCAUAAGACUAAAUAAACUUGAAGAUACUAUUAUACUAAUUAAAGGAAAGAUUGAAGAAGUUCAUCUUCCUGUAGAAAAAGUGGAUGUUAUUAUAUCUGAGUGGAUGGGCUAUUUUCUUCUUUUUGAAUCUAUGUUAGAUUCUGUCCUUUAUGCAAAGAACAAAUACUUGGCAAAAGGAGGAUCGGUCUAUCCUGAUAUUUGCACUAUGAGCCUUGUAGCAGUGAGUGAUAUGAAUAAAUACGCUGAUAGAAUUACCUUUUGGGAUGAUGUCUAUGGCUUCAACAUGUCCUGCAUGAAGAAAGCAGUUAUUCCAGAAGCUGUUGUAGAAGUUUUGGAUCCAAAGACUCUUAUUUCAGAACCUUGUGGUAUUAAGCAUAUAGAUUGCCAUGCAACAUCUAUCUCAGCUUUGGAGUUUUCUUCAGAUUUUACUCUGAAAAUCACAAAGACAUCCAUGUGCACGGCAAUUGCUGGCUACUUUGAUAUAUAUUUUGAGAAGAACUGCCACAAUAGGGUCGUCUUCUCUACGGGCCCCCAGAGUACCAAAACGCACUGGAAACAAACAGUAUUUCUAUUGGAAAAGCCAUUUUCAGUUAAAGCAGGUGAAGCCUUGAAAGGAAAGAUCACAGUUCAUAAGAGUAAGAAAGAUCCACGUUCUCUCACUGUGAUCCUCACAUUGAAUAAUUCAACUCAAACCUACGUUCUCCAGUGAAAAAGCCAUAAAAGCACAACUAACUUGCAGUUUUUAAUGUGGGAGUAGAGUGGGCCAGCAGGAGGGAGCAGGCUUUAUGUGAGCAAAUGGAUGAUUGGAUCCUUUCCUAGUGAAUCCUCAGUAAGAGAGAAGCAUGUGGAAAUCUGAAGUAGUUCACCUGCGGAAGGGAACCAGCUGAUCCUACUGGUCUACCUGCGUAAUCAUAUUCCUAGAAGUCUGCCCAGACAGAUUUAACCAAAUGUAACCCCUACAUUGAGUUUAGCUAUAUUGAAAAUAAUUUAAAUUGGUCUAUAUUUGAAACAGAUCAUCUUUUGUUUUUAAUAUGUUUCUUACUAUAAAUUUUAAACAGUAAUUGAUUAGGUAUUUGGUUAAUGUUUUAUUAAACUAGUAACAAAAGGUAGUAUACAUUUUAUUGCAGAGUCCUCUCUGAGGAGUAGUGUUUAAUGUAUUAUUUGCUAGAAGAUCAGGAUAUAAUAAAGAGCAAGUGUAAGGAACUAAAAUACAGAAGAAAGCAUCAGCCUUCUCAUACAAAUCAUGUGUGAGGACAGCUUUGUUGAUCGUCCUAUCUAGCAUACCUAUUGUUCUCGUUUUGUAGUUUCUUUCCUCCUUGUGAACAUUCUUUAGCCAUAUAGAUUUCUAGUAUUGCCCAGGAAAUCUAAUUUCAAUACCUUUAUCCUGUGUUUUGUAAGUUUUUAAAGAUUGGGAUAAAUAUGUACUUAUUUACUAUUACCUUUUUCAAACUAGAUUUAUGUGCACAGGUUAAACAUGUAACGGUUAAUAUACUUAUCACUCUGUAAAGUUGUGUCAUUUAUAAUUAUUGAUUCAAUUUAAAAUACAAAAUGAAAAACCAAUAAAAUGUAUC
This is a messenger RNA of Lemur catta (Ring-tailed lemur), 2547 nucleotides long. It is a transcript of the gene PRMT3, whose product is annotated as protein arginine methyltransferase 3. Bases 93 to 1685 code for a protein of 530 amino acids. The record is from RefSeq and is a predicted model, not a curated record. Gene Ontology annotation, biological process: peptidyl-arginine methylation. Gene Ontology annotation, molecular function: protein-arginine N-methyltransferase activity. Lineage: Eukaryota; Metazoa; Chordata; Mammalia; Primates; Lemuridae. Gene Ontology annotation, cellular component: nucleus. The transcript is spliced from 16 exons.